This is a messenger RNA of Perca fluviatilis (European perch), 3633 nucleotides long. It is a transcript of the gene sh2b1, whose product is annotated as SH2B adaptor protein 1. The transcript has 10 exons. Gene Ontology annotation, molecular function: transmembrane receptor protein tyrosine kinase adaptor activity. The record is from RefSeq and is a predicted model, not a curated record. Gene Ontology annotation, cellular component: plasma membrane. Lineage: Eukaryota; Metazoa; Chordata; Actinopteri; Perciformes; Percidae. Gene Ontology annotation, biological process: intracellular signal transduction. Bases 581 to 3538 code for a protein of 985 amino acids.
CCCCAAGUAUCGCGAGAACCAGAGGAAGUGCGAGAAGAACGGGUCCAGGCAAGGCAUAGCAAUAUUCAUAUUUAGCAACAACAACAACCUUUACGAAGAAUGGUUAUUCCGUUAUGUAGACGGGAAGAAUAACGAAACGUGCGCCACCACAAACACGCGGAUGAAAACACAGGACUGUGAUAUACAGGAUGUGGCCACGUUUCUCCGGAUGUAUGACCGACGGUGAAGAAGGGGCAGACCUUGUGAAUCCCAAACAUCAUACCUCGUCUACCCAUCCAGCUACUGGCUGUCUGGAGCCCAUAUCUUCUUGUUGAAACGAUAAAGUAUUUAAAUUCACAAAAUAAUGUAGCAAAAAAAAGCCUAGCCUUGGAGAUAUCUGACCUCUUUUAACCCCAUCUUACAUGGGUCCGGUACAUUUUAGGUCUUCAUUUUAGAUGGCGCUGAGCACAAGACUUCAGUUCACACUCACUUGUAAAUCACCAGACCAAUGUGCCGUGUUUGCCCCCAGUCAGUUACCCCAGCUGUGCAGUCCCUUCAGCUCUGUGUCGUAUGUUUGAAGUGAUUUGAUCGACCAAUCACAAUGAACGGUUCUCUUUUAACCCCGCCCAGCCCGCGGGCGGCCAACUCCUCUCCAUUACCUCCCUCCCCCUCCCCAUCUCCCUCCCCUCCAUCUCCCUCCUUGCUGCCCCUGUCGUCCCGGCCCCCCCCUCUACCACCUCUGGUGACCCCUCCUCCCCAGGCUCACCCAUCCUCCCUGUCCGACACCCCCACGCCGUCUCCCUCGCCUUGCCUGAGCUGGACCGAAUUCUGUGAGCUCCACGCCCGCGUUGCAGCCGGUGACUUUGCACGCCACUUUCGGGCUUUCCUCCUGGAGAACCCCCACUACUCUCCCGACUCGGCGGCCACUUUCUGCCGGCGCUUCACCGACCGGUUCGUUCGCCACUUCCAGAGCGAGCUGGAGGGGGCGCUCCCGGCGAGCUGCGCUUCUGAGAGGGACGACAUGGCGAGCUGGGCUCCCCAGUCGGACGCUACUUCCCUGGAAGAGGAAGCCGUGUCACCCCUGUCUGUGUCUGGGGGGGCCGUCCUCCCGUGCCCCCCCGCCACUAACGCCACACGGGCCUCGUCCAAGCCGGCGCCGGCUCGGCUGGUGCUGGAGAACCGCGGCGGGGACCGGUUUCAAGACUCGUACGCCCACAGCCAAGUCCUGCCUCCAUCUUCGUCAUCGUCGUGCUGCUCGUCGGUGGGAGGGAACAACGGGAGGCGAGGAGAGAGGGGGGGCAUGUUCGCCCCUGGGGGGAACGGGGAAGCACCGGUGGAGGAAGAGGAGGACAGCUGGCUGGGCGUGGCGUCUGUGGAGGAAGACGUGGAGCCAGAUGAGCGGGAAGCAGAGUCCGCCGAGGUGGACGGCGCUGACCCCUCCUACAGUCAUCAGAUCCCACCUUCCUCGGCGUCUCCUCCGCCCGGCGCCAAAGGUAACGGCACGCCCAACUCUAAAAACAAACUGAAGAAGCGCUUCUCUCUGCGGAGCGUGGGGCGGAGCGUGCGGGGGAGCGUGCGCGGCAUCCUGCACUGGCGAAGCUCGUCCAGCGACUCGGCCCAGAGCCCGCUGCCGUCCAGCUACAGCUACACCAUGGGCGUGCAGGACGCCGCCUUGGCCUCCAGCUCUAAGAGGACCUCUGGUACCCAGCCCCCCACGCCCACCUCCUCCAUGCCCGUGUCUCUGUCCAUGCCCCUCUCCCUCCCCCACUCCUCCUCCCUGCCCCCCUCCUCGUCGAGCAGCGCCACGUCUCUGUCUCUGUCCGACGCGGCGAGGGAUCGGCGCCGCAGCAACGGCGAGGGAGGCGAGAAGGAGAAGUGGAGCCAUCGUCUGGAGAAGCUCAGACUGUCACGAUCCCCUCCUCCGGUCGUCACGCCGACAUCAGCCGGCCCCCCCCACUCGUCCUCCUCCACGCUGCCGCCGAGCAGUGCCGCCGCGGCGGGCGCCAUGGGACCCCCCAGGAGGGUCGGCCGGCUGGUGCGGGAGGGAGGUGUCAGCGUGAGCUCAUCCAGCGACGAGUUAUUAAGCCACGGCUUCUCGGGCUUCUCGUUCGGGCUGCUGCAUCACGGUACGGACAACAACGGCGCCGCCUCGGCGUCUUCUGGCGCGGCUCACGGCGGCGGUGUGCCGCAGCUGAUCAGCGGCGCCAACGUGCCCUGGAGGGGGGGCCGCUGGCAGAAGUGUCGCCUGGUCCUCAAAGAGAGGGACCGGGAAGGCAGCGAGCGGGGAGAGGAGUACUACUUGGAAUUCUUCAUUCCACCUAAAUCCUCGAAGCCCCGGCUGACUGUCCCUUGCUGCUCUAUCGUGGACGUGAGGAGCACCACGGCGCUGGAAGUCCCCGACAAGGAGAACACCUUCCUGCUGCAGGUAAUCACUCUCUGUCCCUCUGUCUGUCCCUCUGUCUCUCUGUCUGUCCCUGGAAGGUCUGUGCUGAUGGGAGACUACUAUCAGAAGCUUUCUAUUGUGCUUCUUCUUCUUCUUCUUCUCUUCAUUUCAGCUGGAGGGCGUGCUGUCAAUCGUGUGCUGUUGGAUAGUGAACAGGAAGAUGCUGAAGGUGUGUGUAUGGGGCCCUUGGACAUCAGCGGGACACCUGAGAUUGUGGACCGUCUUUCACAAGUGUGUUACGGAGGUAUCGGAGGCUCCUCUCCUCUGAUGGAUCCUCUCCCACCGGAGCUGCCCCCUCGAGCCCCUCUCGACGAACCAGACAGCCGGGUCCUCUGUGGAGGUGGGGCGAGCCUGGGCACACCUUUCGCUGAGACGCCAGAUGCCACAGGGUCCUUCCUGUUCUCGGAGGUGACCCCGGCCGAGGCUGUGGAGCAUCCGCUCAGCGAGUGCCAGUGGUUCCACGGCACCCUGUCCCGUCUCAAAGCUGCUCAGCUGGUGUUGGCUGGAGGCCCGGCCAGCCACGGCGUCUUCCUGGUUCGCCAGAGCGAGACGCGGCGCGGCGAAUACGUCCUCACCUUUAACUUCCAGGGCAAGGCCAAGCACCUGCGUCUGUCCCUGAACGAGGACGGGCAGUGCCGAGUGCAGCACCUUUGGUUCCAGUCCAUCUUCGAUAUGUUGGAGCACUUCCGGGUGCACCCGAUCCCGCUGGAGUCCGGCGGCGCCUCAGACGUCACGCUCAUCAGCUUCGUGGGCGCCACCGCGCUUCGCCAGCCAGACUUGACCAGCAGACCCCGUAGCCCCCCCCAGCCUCCUCCACUGCCCCCGGGCCGGCCCCCACCCCCCACCCCUCCCCAGGAGAGAGGAGACGACUCAGAGGCAGCAGGAGCACCAGGAGGAGCAGCACCAGGAGCAGGAGCAGCAGGAGGAGCAGCAGCAGCAGGAGGAGGAGAGGCUGUGGCUACCAUGGCGACGCCGCCAACAGGAGGAGGAGGAGAGGAAGACUGGGAGGAGAGGGACAGGGACACUCCUCUCCGCCAACUAGACGCUGUGGAGGGAGAAGAGAGGGAGGGAGCUAGGCCGCCCCGAGCCAUCGACAACCAGUACUCCUUCUUCUGAUGGAGGGAGGAGUGUGUGUGUGUGUGUGUGUGUGUGUGUGUGUGUGUGUGUGUGUGUGUGUGUGUGUGUGUGUGUGUGUGUGUGUGUGUGUGUGU